UGUACAUAUGUACAUGUAGCUCUUAAAUCAAUUGUUGAAAUUACUGCCUGACCAUAAUUUCUGUUGCGGGGGGCGGUGGUUGGUCACUAUAUGCGUCCAUUAUAUUUUUGAAAAAUCUUGUUUACGAAUUCUGCGUCGUUACAAAUGCCAAAACUGAAGCAGCCUAUAGAAACGCGAGAGUUGCACAUAAUUGCAACGCUGUCAAAAACUACACGACUGCUGGUCAAAUGUGACUACUGCGCGACACGACGCCGGUGUUAUGACGAGGUAUCGUCAUGUACUCAACAUAAUAUAUUUACGGACAUUGUAUAAUAUUGCCACCGCAGCGGCAGCCGUCGUCGCAGCAGCCUCUGCAAGCAGCAAUGCGGUCCACAUGCACAAUAAUAUCAAUAACAGUAAUAAUAAUAAUAACAACAACAACAACAACAAUAGCAAUUACAACAAACAGCGCCACAGUAGUAUUAGCAAAGAGCGCAAUGAGUGCGCCAAGCAUAGUGAAUUAUUAGUUGCCAAAAAUCGCCUAUUAACUGGCCUGACAGUGGCGGAUGUGACUAGCGCGCUGCCCGCCGCCUACACGCCCGUAGGCGCAAUGUCCAGCGCAUCGACGCCGCCCACGCAAAGCCCCGCGCCGCCGAACGUAAACAAGCUGCUGUGUGAUGUGCUUGAGCCGGAAAUAUCGAUACGCUCCAUGUACAAGUGUUGUGGUGGUGGUAAGCGGUUUCUGCAACAGGCACAAACGCCACAGCAACAACACCAGCAGCAGUCGCAGAAACAACAUUUACACAUCAUACAACCGCAUGCUAUGACAAAUGCCGUCGCAACAAUAACACCACCACCGCUAACAACAACAACAACAACUAGCCUGCCAACGCAUUCCACAACGACAUGCUGCACACCAACAUCGUCCAGCCAUCACAGCAAUUGUAGUGGUUGCCAAAUAACAGCGGCCGCCUCCAUACAGUUGGCCAAUUUGAUAGGCAGCACAAUGUUGUUGCCACAAACAGCCGCAGCAAUGCAAGAUGUUGCCACGAAAGCUGUAGCAGCUGCCGGCGCAACCGUAAAUGUACCAUCCGAACAUAAUGCUAGCAAGAAAUUACAUGCCGCCAACACUGCGGAGAAUCUGCUGUGUAGAGGAGGCGGCGGCAACAGCGCAUUGGAAGCCGUGAGCAGCGCCAGCGCCGGCUCCUCCUCGAACAUAGUGUCGCCACACACGGCGACCGCAACAACCAAGAAGGCCAACGUGCAGUUCCACUGCGAGUUCUGCGCCUUCGCCUGCUCGUGGAAGUACGACUUGAAGCUACAUUUGCGGCAAAAACAUGGCAUACACAACAAGAAAAUGUGAACUGUACGCGCUGCGUGCCGAAAAUGACGGGCCAAAUGCAAGCAGCAUACGCGCUUCACUGCAUUACAGUUGCAUUAAGCUGCGUUAGAGGCGUAUUUGUGUGUUUAUUGUUAAACUGCUUAUUUGGAAAACAACUUUAAGUGAGCGCGCGUUUGUUUUUUAGCAUUUGAAUUGUUGUGUUCAACUAUUAGCCUACUUGGAGUUAGCUGUAGUUUACGGUUAGGCGCGUUUAUUUAAAUAUUUAUUAUUAUUAUUAUUUUUUUAUUACAUACUUGUAUGUAUAGCAUAAAUUGUACAGCUGUAAGCGCGUAAUAGUAGUUUAUAAUGCUAUAUGCCUAUGAAAGUGUAUAAUAAAGAGCCCAGUGUGAUUGAAUUUCUAUAUAUGUAAGCAUUUAAAUUUAAUUUAAAAGUCAUGCAACGCAAAGUGCAUACACACAUACAUGUAUAUGACAUAUAUGCAAUUAACUAACGUAUUUUUUUAAUGUAUGUACAGCAGUGUUAGCGCAUAUUUCCUAGUUUGUGCCUGGCAACUGCAGCAUAUGUGGCAGCAACAAGGAUUUAUGGCAUUCAAAGCGUUGCUGCAACCAAAAAUUUGUAUUAAUUAGUCGAAAACACAUAUGUACAUGUACGCAAAAAAAUAAAAUUUGAAACUCGAAAGUAAUGUACAGCGUUUACACCUACGGUUUGUUAUAAUUAAUUGCUCAUAACUGAUAUUAGUUUAGUUAGCUUUUAGCGUUGCAGUUGUUUUUGUAAUGUAGUUUGAUAAUAUUGCUGAAAAACCAACAAUAUUUUGGUAGUUUCAUAGUCUAGCAACACUUUGAAUUACGAAAUUUGUGCACACUUGUAUGUAGGUGUACAUAUAAUUACAUAAUUAUUAUUGUAAACUUUAGCUAAUUGAUCCUAAAAACAUUAUAUAAACAGCAGUACAACGUAAUGUACGUAGUACCAGUAUGUAAGAGUAGUACUCCUGCCGUCGCAAGGACUUUGGAACCAGUAAUUUACCUUUUUGUCGUAGACAACAAUGAUUUGUGAGUAAAAAAACAACAAUUAUGCUUAACUUGUAUUUUAUUGUAUUUAUUACUUGUAAAAAAAAAAAACAGAAAAAAUUGUU
Messenger RNA from Bactrocera tryoni, 2453 nucleotides. Its product is annotated as myosin-G heavy chain-like. Bases 260 to 1342 code for a protein of 360 amino acids. The transcript has 2 exons. The record is from RefSeq and is a predicted model, not a curated record. NCBI's taxonomy places the organism in Eukaryota, Metazoa, Arthropoda, Insecta, Diptera, Tephritidae.